UUUUUAAAAAAAAAAAAUUUCCCAUACAUCGUCGAACUAGAAUGAAAGGUCCCCACCUUCUAAAACAAUAAUCACAAGGGUACAAACAAUGGGACUCCCAGGUCGCAACCCACAGUAAGGAAUGGAGGAUCCAAAGCAGAAGCUAAAAGCUAAACACUUGAACCCCAUCACCUCCAUCAAAAGUGGCUGUUGAUACCAAUCUCUUAUGCAAGCCAAAUUGAACUUUGGCUAGCUCUAUCAGAUCCACCUUGUGAAAAAAUCAAAGAAAAUCAACCUCUGAAUUCUCUUUAGGACUGCUGAGCUUUUUCCUUUGAACACCUUCAUUCCCUACAACAAGACUUCCUUGCUUGCAGUCCUCCUGUUCCAAGGAAACCCUCAGAUCAAUCCAAACCUUGUCAUACUAACUCCCUAAAUCCCAUCUAGGUCUCCUAUUCCUUCCACCAUGGUUAAAAGAAAAGCAUCCAAGAAGCUUGGCUCUCAAACCAAAUCAAAAGAGGAGCCUGUUAGACAUGAGAGGAAUCCAUCUUCUUGUCAACAACAAGAUUCAGGAAGCAAGGGAGGAGGUGAUAGCAAGAAGAAGGUGAAGAAGGUGAUAUGCACCAAGAUCUCAGACUUAGAAAGUGAGCAGGUCCAAUUCAAGCAGCCUACCAUGCACAAGAGGUCAUCAGCUAUCAGGGUAUCAUCAGAUCAGUUGCCAAAUUAUAUGAAGCCCACACGCAGUUCAGAUGUAAGGAAGGAGAAAUUCAAGGUAACAAACCAUUCACCAACCAUCAGUGAUAGGAUUAGAAGCCCAAGAAAUUUGAGUAAUCUAAAUUGCUCAAAGACCUCCACUUCUUCUCCUGAUGGCUCUGGCCUUAAACAUGUGAAAAUUCUGAAAAGGAAACCUACUCUGAAACAAGUAAGGCCUUGGAUGAAGAAGAACAGCUUAGGAGUUGCUCCUUGUCCCAAGCUAUAUGCGAACAGGGCCACCUGCUCAUCAACUCUUAAGGAUUCGAAGUCUCUGAAGGCUUUGGAACUCAAUCCAGGAGGGACCGAAGCCGAAGGGACUUCAGUCAUGAAGGUCUGCCCUUACACAUAUUGCUCUCUGAAUGGUCAUAGACAUGAGACCUCGCCGCCUCUGAAGUGCUUCUUGUCAUCGAGGAGGAACCUGCUCAAAACCCAAAAGAGCAUGAAGGUAAAGGGGGUGUCUCCAUUCAGAAAGGUCGGUCUAGGGAAGGAUGAAAAGGUGGUAGAGACAGGACAAGCAGUUCUCAGCAGGGCCCCGUCUGCAUUGGAGAUUCUUAUGGAAGAAGUAGCCAAUGAUUUCUUUGUUGACAUCUAUGUUAAACCACAUAAACAGAUUGUAGAAUCAGACAAUUGUGAUGAAAGAAGCCUUCAAGAGAAGGAUGAUGGGGAGGGUGCCAAGUGCAAAGAAGAUGAUGGAAGGAAUCUCAUGGAUGGGAUUCAUGAAUAUAGUAGCUUUGAAGAAUAUCCAGACCAGAAUAGUGACCUUUCAAUUGAAGAAAUGGAUGUUAUGAUGAGUGUUCGGGAGUAUGCAAAUUGUGAUCAGCAAGAUGAAGAUGUGGUUCGAAAAGAUGAUGCAGAAUUGAGUUUACAAUGCCUGGUCAUGGAUGGAUCGAUCAAAGAGACUGAAGGUUUUGCAGGCAGUGCAAUCAAGGUACCUUUUGAGGCCAGUGAGAUGAAUUUGGAGGAGGAUGUAGACACAUUUUCUGGCAAUAAGACUGAUUGCUCUGAGUCCACUUAUGAUGGUUUAGGUCCAUUAUUCGUGCAUUUGUUCGAAAAUGAUGAUCCUGGCAAUGGACUCACACUUAAUGCAAAUUUUACUCCAGUUGCAUGUGAGAUAGUUGAAUCCGAUGGAGAGCCGUCUUAUGAAGCAUACAAAGAAGUAGCCGAGCAUGGUCAUAUGACAGCUUCCGAAGGCAUUAGUUCUGAGAGAAAUGAUGUUUACUCUGAUGAGGAAAAAGAAAGUUCUGCAAUUAAUUCUGUGAGCUGUGAUGACAAUGUUCAAGAUCAGAGUACUCAUUUUCUAAUGUCCAAACCACUUAAAGCCGAAACAUUGAAGGAAAAUGAUCUGGGCGACCCUCCGUUUAGCAAAGAGAGCAGCUCCAGUGUGAGUUUUCUGGGUCAUUUAAAGGCCUCCAAGGGAACAGCAGGCAGCGCAGCAAAACAUGAUCUCUGCAAACAGAACGGUGAAGGAGAAGCAUCCGAAGCAGUUAAUCUGGAAGUGAACCGUAUCUUAGACAAUGGAAAUGCAAAGCAAACAAUCUUCCAUGUCGGCAUCAAAGAAGAGGACGCUGGGAAUGAAGAGAUUGAAGAUGCCAGCUCCACAUCCAGCAUCCACCUUUCUGGUUCUAAUAAAGGAUCCACCGAGAAAGAAAAUGGUGCAACAGAGCCUGAUCACAUCCAAACAGAAAUGGAGAUCAAAUUCUACAAACAUGAUGAUACAACUGAAGAAGCAAGCAUUCUUCUUAAUAACCACCUCUCUUUUAAUGAUCUAUCAGAUGAGGUUGAUAAAGAAGACGGCUGGGAGAAGUCACAAAAAAAACAUCAGGCAGAAGUUGAUGAAACAGAAGGAAUAUCGCAGUCCACAGAACAAGACUGGUACGUAACAGACCAUGCAGUGCAGAUUAAGGAUGAUUUGGAGAUUUGCCUCACAGGUAGCACAGAAGGCCCAGAAGAAGAUAGAAUCAUCACUAUUGCAGCAGCACUCUUGAAAGCUCCUACUGAAGCCAGUGGUAAGCAAAAGGCAAAAAUAAGCACAGCGAGAAAGAGAAGAACUGACGAAGAGGAUCAAAUGAAAGGAUUCAACCCACGAGCACCAAACUUUCUCCCAAUCGAACCUGAUCCAGAAGCAGAAAAGGUUGAUCUCAGGCAUUGGGAGAUGGAUGAAAGAAAGAAUGCAGAGGAAUGGAUGAUCGAUCAUGCACUCCAACAGGCAGUAACAAAACUGGCUCCAGCUCGGAAAAGGAAAGUAGCACUGCUUGUGGAAGCUUUCGAGACUGUAAUUCUGAUGCCUAUGUGUGAGAAAGCAGAGAAACAUACCAGUCAAGGCUUCGAUCAUGCAAGGCCUAUACAAGCAUGCAGUUGAUGACUUUGGAGGUACUGCUUGAAGCUGAACUUCGUUCUUAAAAUGUACCAAAGGAUCACUGCAAUCUUAGCCCAACAGAAUGGAUACAAUGAUGGAGAAUAUUCUGUAGCAACCGUAGUUAUUUAUCAUGCAGGCAGGAUGAAGAUAACAGAAGCAAGUAACAACAGAUCAAAAGAAAUGUAAAUAAGUAUCCUGUAACUUAAUCAUCAUGCUGUCUGAUAUUGUAAUUAAGUAGAACAACCAGAGGAUGCAUUGUUCAGAAGAAAACAAUGUAUUUGAUUUCUUCAAGUAGAUUAUAUCCUCAGUUCUUGUAAAUAUCAAAAUUAACGACUACAUGGAGAUAUUUAGAAUCAUAUAUACAAAUGCUUUCCAGUUAUUUUAGACAAACUACUCUUUAAUACAACUUCAUUCAGUUCUAUAUGAUUUACGAACUACAUAUUCACGAAGCUCCUUGUUGGGAUUAUAUGCAAAUGGAGGGGGCAAACCUGCCAGCCAUUCCAUCAACCAAUAGACAAAAAACAGUCAUCAAAAUGCUCUGAGGACUCUGCAAGCUAAUAGAUUAUCAGAACACUUGUUUACCCUUGUUGAUAUAGAUACUGCUUGCAAAUGAUAAAAAAUAUAUUUGGUUAUAGAAAUUUUAAACUGAAAUUCUGAAAAUGUACAGCAGAUUUAACAGAAACAUGACAUUUUUUUUUUGAUUGAACAGAAACAUGACAUGCUAUGCACACAUACAGUGAUACAUCCUCUGCUGAACAAAAUAUUACAAAGUUUUUGGCAGCAUGUGAUAUUUCCUAGUGCAUCAAGUAUGUGUUUUUAGACUCCAAUGUCAACAUAAAUCAUAGUAUUUAAGCUCAUACGAUUCUUAUCUUCAGCUCAUACUGUAUAUUAUGAGCGAACAGACACAUCUGUAACAUGACUUCUAUGAAAGAAUAAUUAAUUGAACUCUUGUCAACAGAAAAUCAGCAAUUACAAUCUGAAUUAUGUUGGAUAAAAUUUCAUAUGAAUGUUCCUUAUUAUAUCAAUAGAAAGAAAAUCACAAGUAUGAACAAAAGAUAGCGAUGACUCUUCCAUAAUAAGAACAUAUGUACAGAACUCUUUCUAAUAUUUUUGGACUUCGCCGUGAUUUUCUCGUCAGGUAAAUGGUCUGAUUCAGAGUCUAAAAACAAAGCGACUUGGUAGACAUAGGAAUCAGAUGUUUAUGUGAUAAAGGCAUACCAGCUAUUACCCUCUUGAGUUGAUAGACAAAGAAGUGAUAACAUAAAAAAAAAGGAAUUGGACUAUCCAAAGAAUGAGCACUAGUUGACAAAUCUAUCCCAAUAGGCAUAUUUGGAAGAUUUCUAAAAGUUGUUUCUGUGUAGCAAGAGUUUUGUUGACAAAUGGAAAGCUACAUUCGUUUGCAAGAAAGUACUGUUUCUAUAGAUAAAUCAAAACAAUAGAGUAUGUUAGGUAAUAUACGCAAAAGCAUUGGAACAAUCUAUUAUUGGGUUUGACAACAUUUGGAAAUUCUUGAGAGAUUUGAACAAUCUUAGUUUUUUCAGGUAAGGGAAAUUCUUGGAUCAAACAUAAAUUAAAUAAAUAUACUACCCACUAGAUGAGAAACGAAAAAACAGAGAGAGAGUUCUAAACAGAAUAGAUUACUAUAUUAUAUUCACAGGAAACUAUAUUCUCAGGUUUCCAAUCAUUCUGUAAAAUCUCAGAAGACAUCAGCAGAUUUCAAAUGACAACUUGGAGAUAAAUGUUACUAUGGUAAGAGCACUCGAAGCAUCUGAGAACCUAUAAGAUUUUCCCUAUUAUAAGAUUUUAAGAGUAAUGCAGCUACUUAACUGGAAAAUCAUAGGAUUCAAACCUGGAAUCACAUUGGAAAACUAGAAAUUAAUUAUUCAGAUGCUCACAUGCCAACUGGAACUUCGCAUGAUUCGCACUCAAAUAUCAAAUUAAAUGCUUUCUAAAUUAACAAUGAAUUUACAUGAUUCUCGCCAAAAAACAUGUAAUCUGUCAACUUGUAUGCAUAUAGGCAUAUAAGAUAUCCAUUUAUUUCUUACUCAUGACAGCUAGUUAUUUAUGUGAAGUAAACAUUUGAUUCCAUCAAGUAUUUGAAGUUUUGAACAGUCUGGUACUCCUAUGGAAUGAGGCAACUCUUUUCCCUUUUUUUUGCUAAACUAGACAUGUGAUAAAGUUUAAGGAGGUCUUGAUCUAAAAUGAUGGUGAACAUUGGUCAGGCACAUUUACCCCAUAUAAUAGCAGCAACAUUAACUUUAGCAAAUAGACAAACUGCAGUAAAAUGAUGAAAAAGAAAAGUAUCAAUGCUUGAACCAAUUAAAUUAAAGUAUGUAAAUCAAUUACUAUAAUCUGUAAUAUUUAAAGUACCUAGAGAAAAUCACAUAUUUUGGAGGUCACCUAUCUAUCAAGGCUACACAUGAAAUGAAUGGUACCCAUGAGUUUGUGUGUUAGUUAAAAUGCAUGGUAGGAACUUAAGAUGGAAAAUUCACAUCAUCAAACAUAAUCUUCAGAUUGUAAAAUGCUUGGGAACACAAAACCCGAUAGACUUGAAUGCUUGUAAAAUUGAAUGUGUGUACAAUUGAAUGCUUGUAAAACAUAAACCAAAACAUUUGAUGCAAAAGAGACCCAAAAACAUUAUUGUUGUUUAUAGGUAUUUUUGAACGUUGUAAAUUAUGAUCAACAAUGUGGAUGUCUAAUUUGAUAUGUCAUACAGACAUUUACCAACCAGCUGAUGAUUAGCA
Phoenix dactylifera (date palm) is the source of this 5829-nucleotide messenger RNA. RefSeq lists its product as uncharacterized. Gene Ontology annotation, molecular function: calmodulin binding. NCBI's taxonomy places the organism in Eukaryota, Viridiplantae, Streptophyta, Magnoliopsida, Arecales, Arecaceae. The record is from RefSeq and is a predicted model, not a curated record.